AUGAUGUCAACUGACCUGGUGGCUACAGUCAAAACCAGCGGUGUGCCCCCCUUCGUUUCUCUACUUUCUACAUUCUCUGUACACUACACAAUCAUGCCUCACAAGCUGAACAGCUCAAACUUGUCCCAAAUUGCGGGUGACCAGGUCAAGGUCCCUACCUACCAGCGCGGUGCCGCUGUCAAGGAGGGCAUUGUCCACAUCGGUGUGGGUGGCUUCCACCGAGCUCACCUGGCUGUCUAUGUUGAUAAAUUGAUGCAAAACCAUGGCAUGACCGACUACGCCAUCUGUGGUGUGGGUCUACAGCCAUUCGAUGCUGCCAUGCGGGACGUUCUCAACUCCCAAGAUCAUCUUUACACUGUCAUUGAGCGUUCUGCCAAGGGAAGCUUCGCCAAUGUCGUGGGCAGCAUCAAUUCCUACCUCUUUGCCCCUGAUGACAGAGAGGCGGUCAUUGCCAAGAUGGCUCACCCAGACACCCACAUUGUCUCCCUCACCAUCACCGAGAGUGGCUACUAUUACAACGAGAACAGCCACGAGCUGCAGAGCGAACACCCAGACAUCCAGCACGAUAUCGACCCAGCCAACGAGAAGACCCCCCGCACAACCUUCGGCUUCCUCUACGCUGCCCUGGCCCGCCGCCACCAGCAAGGCCUCAAGCCUUUCACCGUCAUGUCCUGUGACAACAUGCAGAAGAACGGUUCCAUCACACGCCACAUGCUCGAAUCCUUUGCUCGUCUCCGCAACCCGGAGAUCGCCAAGUGGAUUGCUGAGAAGGGUGCUUUCCCCAAUGCCAUGGUCGACCGAAUCACCCCGCAGACAUCGGCCAACGACAAGACCACCCUGGCAAGCGACUUUGCCAUUGAGGAUGCCUGGCCCGUCGUGACAGAGCCCUUCAUGCAGUGGGUCAUUGAAGACCAGUUCUCCGACGGCCGUCCCCAGUUCGAGAAGGUCGGCGUCCAAGUCGUGAAUAAUGUCCACGACGUCGAGGAGUUCGAAAAGCACAAGCUUCGCUUGCUCAAUGGCAGUCACUCCGCUAUUGGAUACCCAGGCCAGCUUGCUGGCUUCAAAUACGUCCACGAAGUCAUGGAAGACCCACUGUGCAGCAAGUUCGUCUGGCAGAUGAUGCAAGAAGAGGUCAAGCCCCUUCUCCCUGAUAUUCCUGGCGUCAAUAUCGACGAGUACUGCCACACUUUGAUCGAGCGAUUCUCAAACCCCACUAUCAUGGACCAGCUGCCCCGUGUCAGUCUCAAUGCCUCUGGCAAGAUCCCCCAGUUCAUCAUGCCUUCAAUCGCCGAAGCAAUCUGGGGAACUAAGCCUUUCGGUCGUCUGUGCUUUGUCGCCGCUGCCUGGUUCCGUUACAUCCUCGGUGUCGAUGAUAAUGGCAAUACCUUCAAGGUUGAAGACCCUAUGCUCGAGCUCCUUGAGGCCAAGGCCCGUGCUGGCGGUACUAAGCCCCACGAGCUGCUUUCCAUUAAGAACCUGUUCGGCGACGACUUGCGAAACGACGAACGCUUCAUUAAGGAAAUCACCACUGCCAUGGAAGACAUUGCCCGUGAUGGCAUCAUGAAGACCAUGGCCAAAUAUGUGAACUAG
Messenger RNA from Penicillium salamii, 1590 nucleotides. NCBI's taxonomy places the organism in Eukaryota, Fungi, Ascomycota, Eurotiomycetes, Eurotiales, Aspergillaceae. The record is from the annotation of a GenBank genome assembly.